Messenger RNA from Oppia nitens, 1440 nucleotides. Its product is annotated as carboxypeptidase Q-like. Gene Ontology annotation, molecular function: metallodipeptidase activity. The annotation marks the transcript as partial. The record is from RefSeq and is a predicted model, not a curated record. The transcript is spliced from 6 exons. Gene Ontology annotation, biological process: proteolysis; peptide catabolic process. NCBI's taxonomy places the organism in Eukaryota, Metazoa, Arthropoda, Arachnida, Sarcoptiformes, Oppiidae.
ACAGUCAAAUCCAAUGUCUUAGUCACCAAUAAUAGUACUGAUCAUCCAAUACAUCCAUUUGAUUCAUUAAUAUGUAAAUCAUUGCCCGAUUUCAAUGGUCGAGUCCGGCAACAGAUUACAUCCCUGUCCGCUGAUAUCCAGAAAAUCAUUGACUAUGUAGUCAAUGGUCGGGACAGUGGCGUAACCUAUAAAGAGUUGGCUAAAUUUGUCGACCAAUUUGCCCAUCGAUUUACUGGUAGCCCUACACUGGAAAAAUCAAUUGACUAUAUGGUCGACCAUCUAUUGAAACAGGAAAAACAUGAUAGAGUCUAUACGGAAAAUGUUACCGUUCCUAUUUGGACACGUGGCAAGGAAUGGGCAAAAUUGGUUAGUCCUUAUGAAAAACCAUUAAAAAUAUUAAGCAGUGGUUUCAGUUUGGGUACCAAUGGAUCAGUACUUACCGGUGAUGUUAUUGUUGUCAAAUCGUUUGAUGAACUAGAGCUUAGAUCGUGUGAAGUGAUGGGAAAGUUUGUUGUCUAUAAUUAUGAUUGGAUUAGUUUUCCGGAUGCAGUCAAAUAUCGUAAACUAGGUGCCAGUCUAGCUGAACAAUUAGGUGCUAUCGGUGCACUGAUACGAUCGGUAACACCGUUUUCAGGUGACGUACCGCACACUGGCUGUCUAUCCUACGAUAAUAAUACUAAUAGUUUACCGAAAAUACCGUCGGCUAGUAUUACGGUAGAAGAUGCCGAACUGUUUGGUCGAUUGGCCGCCCGUGGAGUCAACAUUACGGUCAGUCUGUCAAUGGAGGCCCGUAUUGAUGGUUCGGACGGUAUGUCCCGGAAUACUGUCAGCGAGAUUACCGGUUCAACCAAACCGGAUGAGAUAGUACUUGUAACGGGACAACUAGACUCAUGGGACGUAGGACAGGGAGCCAUGGAUAACGGAGGAGCGGCAUUCAUCGCGUGGCGGGCACUGUCGGUCAUCAAAAAACUCGGUUUGAGACCUAAACGUACGGUACGGUCGGUGCUGUGGACGGGCGAAGAAAUGGGUUACUACGGGGUUAAACAGUAUAGUCAGAAACACAUAAAUGAGUUAAACAAAAUCAGUGUAGCUAUGGAAUCGGUUAGCGGUACGUUCAAGCCAACUGGCCUGACCUAUAGGGGCCAAAAUACGACCGCCAAGUGUAUACUAAAUGAAAUAUUGCAGUCCAUGAAACCAAUAAAUGCAACACAAUUGCUGAUCGACGACAACAUUGACGGUGCUCUAGAUAUUAGAUAUUUGAUGGAAAAAGAUAUACCCGGCCUAAGUCUGGACACACCUAACGACCAAUACUAUCGCUAUCAUCACUCGAUCGGCGACACUAUGCAAGUGCUGAACACCAGGGAACUGGACUUAUGUACAGCCGUAUGGACGGCCAUUGUCUAUGUGUUGGCCACAAUUGAUGAUCAAUUACCCAGAUAA